AUGACGCCGAAAACAGACAAGCGCGUGCAUUCAUGGAACAAUGGAAGCACAGGGAUUUCCAGCAUUGAUUACACCCUGUCCUUCCCGCUGGGACCCGGAGUGGGAGUCAUCGGCGUCGGCAAAUUGCCACCGCUCCGACCCAAAAUGCCCAAGUCAAAACGAGCCAAGGUCUACCACCUGACCCAGGUGACCAAGAAGACGCGCGAGCAAAAGGACAAGCUCUUUGCCAACAUCCGCGAGUGCAUCCCGCAGUACCAGCACUGUUUCGUCUUUAGCAUCGACAACAUGCGCAACAGCUACCUAAAAGAUGUGCGCCACGAGCUGAACGACUGCCGCAUCUUCUUCGGCAAAACCAAACUCACCGCCCGCGCCCUGGGCACCACCCCCGCUGACGCCCAAGCCGACGGUCUCGACCAGCUCUCCGCCUACCUCUCCGGUUCCGUAGGACUCCUCUUCACCAAUCGCGCCCCGGAGGCCAUCAUCUCCUACUUCGCCUCGCUAAGCAAAGUCGAUUUCGCGCGGGCCGGGAGCGUCGCAACACGCACCUUCACCGUACCCCCCGGGGUAGUCUACUCCACAGGGGGCGAGGUGCCCCCGGAGCACGACGUGCCCGUGGCGCACACGCUGGAGCCGGAGCUGCGGCGCCUGGGGAUGCCGACGCGCAUGGUCAAGGGCAAGGUCUGUCUGGGCGGGGAUAAUAACGGUGAGGGCGGGGAGGGGUACACGAUUUGCAAGCAAGGGGAGGUGUUGGACUCGCGGCAGACAAGGUUGCUUAAGCUUUUCAGCGUGUGCAUGAGCGAGUUCCGCGUCGCGCUUUUGGCUUACUGGAGUGCGGCCUCGGGCGAGGUGACUGAGUUGGAGGGCGCUAAGGAGAGGAGGAUGAAUAAUAAGGGAGGACAGGGGGAGAAGAUGGAUGAGGAUGAGGAGGAGGAAGAUGAGGAUGAGUGAGAAUCUUUCUCUGUCUCUGGCUGAGCUUCGUUUUCACUUCGGUGUGCAUAUACGGGAAGUCUAUCGGCAUGAUACCAUGGCUUUCGUGGGACUGGGUUAGUUAUGGCAUGCUUCACUGGCGUCUGGGAGUUAUUGAGGGAUAGAAAAACUGGACAUGCGGGAAUAUAUUGAGGCUACUAUUCUGACCUUGGCAUGACUUAACGCUUGAACUCCCAGUUUCAAUUAAACAUUGUUCUGGCAUGCUUUCUGGGGGUCUCUUGAAGGUUGCCAGCUACGUCCCUGGAUGAAAGGCUCGCUGGAACUGAAUAUCCCAGGCGAGACAGAUAGGUACAGUAGGAAAUGGC
Canariomyces notabilis is the source of this 1292-nucleotide messenger RNA. RefSeq lists its product as uncharacterized. Bases 1 to 948 code for a protein of 315 amino acids. Gene Ontology annotation, biological process: ribosomal large subunit assembly; nuclear-transcribed mRNA catabolic process; ribosomal large subunit biogenesis. Gene Ontology annotation, cellular component: nucleolus; preribosome, large subunit precursor. Gene Ontology annotation, molecular function: RNA binding. The record is from RefSeq and is a predicted model, not a curated record. Lineage: Eukaryota; Fungi; Ascomycota; Sordariomycetes; Sordariales; Chaetomiaceae. The transcript is spliced from 3 exons.